Lepus europaeus (European hare) is the source of this 2101-nucleotide messenger RNA. It is a transcript of the gene LRRC45, whose product is annotated as leucine rich repeat containing 45. Bases 34 to 2013 code for a protein of 659 amino acids. Gene Ontology annotation, molecular function: protein binding. NCBI's taxonomy places the organism in Eukaryota, Metazoa, Chordata, Mammalia, Lagomorpha, Leporidae. Gene Ontology annotation, cellular component: centrosome. The record is from RefSeq and is a predicted model, not a curated record. The transcript is spliced from 17 exons.
GGCGCGCGGAGGGGCCCCGCGAGCCCGGCGCGCAUGGAGGCGUUGCGGCGCGCCUACAGCCGCCUGUGCCAGCAGAGCGGGGCCGAGCCCCAGGAGGCCGUCCUGCAGCGGCUGCUGCGGCCCCCGCGCGGCCGGCUGGACCUGGCCACGCAGAGCCUGACGGUGGACAGCUGCAGGGCGCUGGGCAAGCUGCUGCGCGCCGAGGCGCAGUUGACGGAGCUGGUGCUGAGCGACUGUAUGCUGAGCGAGGAGGGGGCCGCGCUGCUGCUGCGAGGGCUGUGCGCCAACACCGCGGUCCGGCUGCUGGACCUGAAGGGCAAUAACCUCCGGGCCAGCGGGGCCGAGGCUCUGGGACGGCUCCUGCGGCAGAACAAGUCCAUUCAGAGCCUCACCCUGGAGUGGAACAGCCUGGGCGCCUGGGAGGACGCCUUCGCCGCCUUCUGCGGGGGCCUGGCCGCCAACGAGGCCCUCCGGCAGCUGGACCUCCGCAACAACCAGAUCAGCCACCAGGGGGCAGAGCAGCUGGCCCUGGCCCUGAAGGGCAACACCACCCUCCAGCAGCUGGACCUGCGCUGGAACAACAUCGGCCUCCUGGGUGGCCGGGCCCUGGUCAGCUGCUUCCCCAGCAACCGAAGCCUGCGGAGGCUGGACCUGGCCGGGAACAACGUGCCCGGCGACGUCCUCAGAGCCGUGGAACAAGGCGCGGGCCACAACCAGGACAGGCAGGCGACCCUGCGGGAGAGCCAGGCCCGCACCCAGGUGCUCAGCCAGGAGGUCCGGCACCUGCGGGAGGAGAAGUCCAGGCAGUUUCUGGACCUGAUGGAGACGAUUGACAAGCAGCGCGAUGAGAUGGCCCAGAGCAGCCGGGCGUCGGCGGUGCGUGUGGGGCAGCUCCAGGAGGCCCUGAGCGAGAGGCACUCGAUCAUCAAUGCCCUCAAAGCCAAGCUCCAGAUGACCGAGGCCGCCCUGGCUCUGUCGGAGCACAAGGCCCAGGAGCUGGGGGAGCGCCUGGCCGCCUCGGAGCAGGGGCAGCUGAGCCAGGCGCAGAGGCUGGAGACGGAGCGCAGGCUGGAGCGGCAGGAAGCUGCAGAGCGGGAGUCCAAGCUCCUCAGAGACCUGUCGGCCGCCAACGAGAAGAACCUGCUUCUGCGAGACCAGGUGGACGAGGCGGAGCGCAAGGUGGGGUCCCUGCAGGAGCAGCUGUUCCAGGCCAGGCAGCAGCUGACCACCACGGCGGCCGAGCUGAAGCUGCGGGCCAUCCAGGCUGAGGAGCGCCUGGACGCGGAGAGGGAGAGAUCCAAGCAGAACCUGCAGGAUGUAGAAAGCCUGCGUCUCAAGGAGGUGGAGCACAUGACCCGCCACCUGGAGGAGAGCGAGAGGGCCAUGCAGGAGAGGGUGCAGAGGCUGGAGGCCACCCGGCUGGCACUGGAGGAGGAGCUGAGCCGCGUGAAGGCCGCGGCGCUCACCGAGCGAGGCCAGGCCGAGGAGGAGCUCAUCAAGGCCAGGCAGCAGGCCCGCCUGGACGAGCAGCAGCGCCUGGCCCACCUGGAGGAGAAGCUGCGGCUGCUCGGGCAGGCGCGGGACGAGGCUCAGGGCGCCUGCCUGCAGCAGCGGCAGACGGUGGCCGAGGCCCAGGCCAGGGCCGGCCAGCUGGGCCUGCAGGUGGAGGGGCUGCGGAGGCGCCUGGAGGAGCUGCAGCAGGAGCUGAGCGACAAGGAGCAGGAGAAGGUGGCGGAGGUGGCCCGGGCGCGGGCGGAGCUGCGGGCGGAGCGCACGGCGCAGCAGGCCCUGAGGGAGCAGGUGGAGGCCCUGGAGCGCCAGCUGCGAGGGCUCGCGAGCGACCACCGGGAGGCGCUGCUGGACCGGGAGAGCGAGAACGCGUCGCUGCGGGAGAAGCUGCGGCUGCGGGAGGCGGAGAUCGCGCGCAUCCGGGUGGACGAGGCCCAGCGGGCCAGCUUCCUGCAGAAGGCCGUGCUGGCCUACGUGCAGGGGGCGCCGAGCCCCCCGCAAUGAGCGCGCUGCCCCCGCAAUGCAAACAACGGCCGCACUUGGCCCACACCUUGGCCCCGCGUCUUCUUCGCCGCCCCGCGCGCGGGCCCCG